Serendipita indica DSM 11827 is the source of this 693-nucleotide messenger RNA. NCBI's taxonomy places the organism in Eukaryota, Fungi, Basidiomycota, Agaricomycetes, Sebacinales, Serendipitaceae. The record is from the annotation of a GenBank genome assembly.
AUGGCCACCACAAACGUAUUUCCUGGCCAUAUUCUUACUCCUCCUACACUUUCAAAUCUAAAACUCGGACCUGGUCUUUAUCAGCAGCGAGACCGCGACGGCCAGACGUCCAUCAUUGCUACACGCGCCGGCACGCUCCAUAAAUCGGGUAAAAACAAGUAUUAUGUCGAAUCAAACGGUCGACGCUAUGUCCCAGCCGCACAAGAACCCGUCGUCGGAGUCGUCACCGCUCGUUCUGGUGAAUCAUAUCGCGUAGAUAUUGGCUCUGCACAUCCAGCGACUCUCGAUGCAUUGGCCUUUGAGGGCGCCUCGAAACGGAAUAGGCCGCAGCUAAAGGUUGGCUCACUCGUAUACGCGCGUGUUUCAUUGGCCAACAAGGACCUCGAGCCAGAACUCGAGUGCUUUGACGCGCAGACACGCAAGGCGGAUGGGUUCGGUGAACUCAAGGGAGGUCUCGUCAUCUCCUGCUCGCUCGGUCUGGCUCGCAAGUUACUCGACCCAGCGCACUUUCUCCUCCCACUGCUAGGAACCAAGUUUGCUCUCGACGCCGCCAUUGGCGUCAACGGUCGCAUCUGGUUUAAAACUGCUACUCCCAAGCAGACCAUUGCCAUCUCACGAUGUAUCCAAGCCGUCGACGAGGACCAGCUCGACGCACAGGCCCUCAACGUAUUUCUCAAUACAUUAGAUAUAUAA